This is a messenger RNA of Dermacentor silvarum, 2466 nucleotides long. RefSeq lists its product as uncharacterized. The record is from RefSeq and is a predicted model, not a curated record. The transcript has a single exon. NCBI's taxonomy places the organism in Eukaryota, Metazoa, Arthropoda, Arachnida, Ixodida, Ixodidae. Bases 45 to 2036 code for a protein of 663 amino acids.
UGUGGACAUGGGCCCGCACUAAGGCGGGCCUCUCCCGUAACAUCAUGCACCUGAGAGCGCUGCUUCUGAUAGCGCUCUUGCUGCCGGGCUGUGCCCUGUCGUUCCCCGGUGGCCAGGUGGACCAAGGCCAGCAACAAGGACUGCUUGAAGCGUUGCAGAAGCUCCGGCUGCUCAACCUUCCAAACGGACGGCAUCAAAACCAAAGGGACACGCACGCAAGACAAGCUCAGCAACAGCAGUCUCAACAGGUUUUUGGUGACAUCGCGAACGCGAGUCAGAACGCUGCUGUCUUUCCGGACUUGGACUCGCUGUUAAGAAGCCGGCUCAAACGCGAUCAAUCUCUCAUGGUCCAGAUAAAUGUCUUCAAUAGCGCCGGGAAAGGUUGCUGGCACAGGAGGAAGGCAUCGUCACCCGCAGUUUCCACGAAACCGGAAGUGAACGCCAUGGAAACAGUUGCUGCCGUCCCACCUAAACUUCCAGCAUCCGGGUCCUCAGCAUCGGCAAAGCCUCCUGCUCCGGCAUUAGGCAGUGCAUCCACACUAGCGUAUGCGGAUAUAGUCACUGAUAAUGUGCCUUUCAUUAAGUCAAAGGCACCUUUCGCGGGAUAUUCAUUAGACCGGGUGUCUCCGACUGAAGUGGUUGACGCCAACGUAACUGAAAGCAUAGUCGUGGAAACAGCACCCGCCCGCGCACUCGGAAUGGAAUCGGCGCCUCUACAAGCACAGGGCGAGAAGGACGUCAUCCACAACUAUGCUGCGACACCCUCGGAGUUCGCACAACCCUUGCAGUAUUCACAGGAAGAUAAUACCACGCUGAACGACCUGCUGUUCACCGCUACGGAUGCUACCCACUCCCGUUCGACGCCAGUGGACGCCGUGUGGAAAUCGGCAAGUUAUGUACCUUUCUUUCCCAAACAGAGUUUUGAUGACUAUCGUUCCAAGGAAGGUUCUAAGCAACACCUCUCCCCCUUGACCAUGCACUUCGGCCCGCCAGCUCCAGUGCUGAAAUUUACAGUGCCGCUGCUGAUACCACCUGAGCAACGCUCAGAUGACGUUGUUCAACCUAAGGCAGAUAUAGGCAUAUACCUCCAGAAGCAGGUGGAGAGCUUUGAUCUGAAUGAUCCAUCUCGUUGUUUACAGUCACUCAGUUUAGGUCUCAAGUGUGACGAGAGUACACAGCUAUACAGGGCUAAAGCCUCUGGAACACCUGACUCGUCAUUAAAUAUUCUCAGCGGGAACGUUCCUGCAGCCGUGGGACCCAGGAACAUAGGCCGAAAAAGCAGUGGCCCCGUUGAACGGUGCAUUUGCAGCGAUACUGACCUUGGGGACAAAGAGGGCUUUAAGCUUGCUGGCACACAGGAGUUGCUACUCAAGCCCCGAGCGGAAAACCUCGAGCGUCUGCGACCACAGCUUCAGCAAAAGCCACCGCUUAAGAUAUUCGGAAGCCUCCGCUACCCGCCUCCCAACGACGUCGUUUACGAGUACGCCACAACCUACGUGUACGAGGACUACUUCCCCACGGCGUACUACGAAAACCAGCCUCAGCCGCAGGAAACACUUCCGCCGCAGAAGCCCGCCCUAGGGCCGUCGUAUCAGCAGCCACAGCCAGUGCCUCAGCUGAGCUUAGCUUCGUUGCUGCGCCCAGAAGCCGCCAGAUACGAGUCACGCACAGCCACGAACCACCCUCUAGGAUCCUUGGCGGCCGAGCACAAGGCGCGGCGUUUCAAGGCAGGAACUGGAACGCGAAUCACUUCGGGCCCUCGAAAGCGGUUUGCACGGGACCUGCAGGCCGUUCAGGAACCGGUGAUGCGGUGCCCGUGCAGCAGCACUCGAAAGCCACCUUGCACUAAGACGCCGAAGAAGUGCGUCAAAAAGCGUCCGUGCACCACGAAAGCGAAGAAGUGCAAAAAGCCCUGUCGCAAGAAGCCGCAAGAACCCAACAUGCAACAAUUUCCUGUGCCACCCAACAUGCCACCAUUUCCUGUGCCACCCAACAUGCCACCAUUUCCUGUGCCACCGAACAUGCCACCAAAUUGAUCGUAAUUUACUAAUCUACGUAAGGUUACCGGCCGUGAAACUAGCUUGCGGGUCGAAGUGCUGCUAAAAUGUCAGUGUUAGUAACGCACAAUGCACCGCCUCCAUGUACAUGCAAAUCGCAAUUUUAAGCGUCACUUGUUUGAUUAUAGAAGAAAUUACACGCUUUUUUUUUCAUUGUAAUCGUGUUAUAGCGCAUUAAGGAAGCCUGCAAGUUUUAUUUGUGUGUUCAUUUCUUGCUUCAACUCACGACAAGAAAAGCAAACGAUUUUCUUCUCGGUAUUUUUCUACACAAAUGUGCACCUAGGGAGCCUUGUAGAGCGGAGAGAAACGCCCAUGCACCGAAUUCGUCGGAGUGCGCCAGCUGCAGUUUACUAGUGUAUACGCCCGUAACAAAUGUGUAUGUGUGAAACACAGACGAUUGAUAAAUCUA